AUGGCGGUAACCCACAUGUGGAUGAAGAUCGAUGACUCGGUGUUAGGGAAGGGGCUGGCGCUGGCCGUCCCCUCGCCGGAGGUGGCUGCAUCGGGCCUUGCGCUCGAGUCGGUCUCGGUCAUCAUCAACAAGAAUGGCAGUGGCCUUGGUCACGUCGUCCCCAAUCCCAUGGCAACCGCUCAGCCGCUGGUCAUCGAACGUGAAUGGUCCAGAAACGACUUGUUUCCGCCCAUCGAUGUUGUGUUUGAUGCCCAUGCCGCUGCCACGCCUUAG
Thecamonas trahens ATCC 50062 is the source of this 273-nucleotide messenger RNA. RefSeq lists its product as uncharacterized. The transcript is spliced from 2 exons. Lineage: Eukaryota; Apusomonadida; Apusomonadidae. The record is from RefSeq and is a predicted model, not a curated record. Bases 1 to 273 code for a protein of 90 amino acids.